Molecule: messenger RNA, 2474 nt
Organism: Synchiropus splendidus (mandarinfish)
Lineage: Eukaryota; Metazoa; Chordata; Actinopteri; Syngnathiformes; Callionymidae
Gene: arrdc1a
Product: arrestin domain containing 1a
Exons: 8
Coding region: 70-1407 (445 amino acids)
Biological process (GO): protein transport
Cellular component (GO): cytoplasm
Molecular function (GO): ubiquitin-like ligase-substrate adaptor activity; ubiquitin protein ligase binding
Source: RefSeq, a predicted model, not a curated record
UUAACGAGCUCGUGUUUUUCCGUGCGAGCUCAGGUGUUCGUCCGCGUCUCCCCCGUGUCCGGGUCCACAAUGGGGAAGAUUCAAAAGUUUACCAUCGCGUUUGACCAGAGCAAGGACGUGUACACGCCUGGAGAGUCGAUAUCGGGGACGGUGAGCAUCGCCGCGGCCCAGGCGCUGGUGUGUAAAGCUAUUAAGGUGAACUGCAAUGGCUUCUGUGGGAUCACCAGUAAGGUCAAUGACACAGAUUGGACAGUGGAGGAGCAGUACUUCAAUAGCACGGUCUCCCUGGCAGACAAAGGAACCCUGAAGGAAGGAGAGCACACCUUUCCGUUCAAGUUCCUCAUUCCAGCUGCUGCUCCGACGUCUUUUGAGGGCAAAUACGGAAGGAUCGUGUACCGAGUGAGAGCUUUCAUUGACACGCCGAGAUUCGCCAAAGACUACAGCACGGAGAAACCGUUCUACCUGCUGCGCCUCCUCAACCUGAAUGAAGUCCCAGACAUAUGGGAAGCCUCCUCUUCUGCGGUGAAACAGCAGUUCACCUACAUGCUCAUGAAAACGGGCACUGUGGUCCUGAAGGCCGAGACGGACAUGAAGGGUUACACUCCGGGUCAGAACAUCCAGGUGACCGCCCACGUCCACAACCAGUCGGGGAAGAGCACCGGGAACAUCUCAGCCAGCCUGGUGCAGAGAGUGACCUACGAGACCAAGAAGCCGACCCAUGAUUUGAGGACGAUCGCGGAGGUGCAGGGCGGCGCAGUGAAAGGCGGCAAAGAGGUGGAGUGGAAGGACCAGAUCAUCGUGCCCUCUCUGCCUCAGUCCUCCCAGGCCGGCUGUGACCUCAUCAAGAUUGAAUAUUUCGUUCAGGUCAGCCUGAAGUCCCCAGAUGUCCUGUUGACGUUACCGAUCUGCAUUGGCAACGUCUCUCUGGACAAAAAGCGAAAGCCAUCAAAGCCUGAGGCUCCUGCUUCGUCCUCCGCUUCCGCAGAGGCGCCAGCCCCCGACGCCUCCGCCACCACGCCGACUCUUCCUCCCCGUCCUGCCCCGAAACCUGCUCCCCGCCCCACUCCUCGAUCCAGGACUUCUAGUCACAUUUCCCCCAGUGCGCCCCCUGUGGAUUACCUCCCGGCCGCCGAGGGCCAGACUCCGGCAGCAGAGGAGUGCCCCAACAAGCGGCAGUCACAGCUGGUGUCGCCAAACGCUUUCAGCUACGCCCCCGGCCUUUUCUUCCCGCACGGCGAGCAGCCCAACGGGCCCAGUGCGAGUAGGAGAUCAGCCGGAGCCAACGGGUCCUCGGGUGCUACUUCGCUCUACCCGGCGCUCGGCUCAACGCCGCAGCCUCCCAACUACGAAACCUCACCCUUCCCUCAAGAGGCUCCUCCUUCUUAUGAUGAAAGCUGCAACACAUAAGCUGGAUCAAGAAGCAGGACGUCCGGCCAACUGAGGGACUUGGACUCUAUCUGCCGUCUGGUGAAGACAGAUCAUGUAGAUUUUUUUUAUUGAUACUAAGAACUUACAUUUGAGGCUGGAUCAAGAUUGGUUUUCCAUCAGCUUCACUCUGUCUCUCAGCAAUCAGGUGGUCAACACUGUACUGUUUUUUUCAGCACUUUUAAUGGAGAGGAUGCGAGUUGUUUGCAGCAGGUUUUACGUUCCAGUGGAGUCUUGCUUCCAGUUUUUAUAAAGCUGCGUCUUCAAAAAUCAUUCUUUUCGAUCACAUGCAGGCUCUAAUCACUGUGGGAGAUAUUUGGGUCAUACCAGGGAGAGUCACGCUUCAGCUCCGGCUUCAUUUUCCCCCCAAGCCACUGGUAUGUUGUCCUUUCGGAGAGGUGGAUCACUUUUUUUAUCUACAUCAGAACUUUAUCCAGAAUUUUAUUUGUAAUGAGUUUUAUUGACCGAUCAUUGUUUUAAUAGAAACGUGAUUUAAUCUAAGUGUGAUUUUGCAAACCAUAUUUUUUGUGUAUUAUGUUGCUGUUGCAAAUGUUCUGUUUAAGCUAAUACAUUUUAAGAAAUAAAACCCGUGUGUAGAUGGAGUUCUUUCUCAAAGAUGGAGAUCGUGCUGCAUUGAUGACAGCAACCUGCGGAACUAGAAACAACAAUUGAGAGUCAGAAACGAGGCAAGUUCGAUUCACUGUACAUCUGGAAGUAACUCAGUUAAAACUGGAUACAACAGUUAACGGAGUGCAGUUGGGCGUCAGAUGAGGGCCACCGAGUCCAGGAAAUAAUGCCAAUACAGCCCGGUAAAUCUAGUCCACUGCGCUGUAUUGACAGCUAUGACCGUACAUUGUGUGAUGUCAUCGACAAGCGACUGUCUGGAGGUAUUCUGCUGGCUAUUUUUUAUUUUCUCAUAUUUAUUCACAGCCACUCAUGUAUACCACAGAUAUAUAAGCACGUGAAGUGUAAACAAAAUUGGUGGAAAAUACUAGAAUUUACAGGUCUGUUUUUCAGUGAAUGCACCUAUUCUAUAUUUAUGUAUAGUU